Messenger RNA from Terrapene triunguis (Three-toed box turtle), 3174 nucleotides. Its product is annotated as kynurenine--oxoglutarate transaminase 3. Gene Ontology annotation, cellular component: cytoplasm; mitochondrion. The record is from RefSeq and is a predicted model, not a curated record. NCBI's taxonomy places the organism in Eukaryota, Metazoa, Chordata, Testudines, Emydidae. The transcript has 14 exons. The coding region runs from base 208 to 1572 and encodes 454 amino acids. Gene Ontology annotation, molecular function: L-kynurenine:2-oxoglutarate transaminase activity; pyridoxal phosphate binding. Gene Ontology annotation, biological process: biosynthetic process.
UUCCAGGUAGCUUCGCUCUAGGGCCUAGAGGCAUCAGGGGCUUGAGUUUCAGAAUGGCGGAACAUCCAAAGUGCCCUUUGAUUACAACCAGAGGUCCUCAGCUUCUGUGAAAAUUGGGCCCCAAGUGUCAGAUCUUCUCAUCCACUGCUGAACACUUUGGGGCUCCCAGUCACUGCUUCUUGCCCAUACAGGAAGCCGUCCCCAUGCAUGUUUUUUGCUCAGCAAAGCCUCAGCUGCCUUGGCAUUAGGACACAGCUACUGAAGACAGUUUAUCCUGUAAGAUUCUUCAGAUUUUCGACCUCUGCAACAAUGGCCUUCAAGCACAAAAACACAAAACGAAUCGAAGGGCUUGAUGUCAAUGUAUGGGUUGAAUUUACUAAGGUGGCUGCAGACCCCUCAAUUGUUAAUCUUGGUCAAGGCCUUCCGGAUAUAUCCCCUCCUAGCUAUGUUAAAGAAGAGCUAGCCAAGGCAGCGACAGUUGAUAGGCUGAACCAGUACACACGUGGCUUUGGCCAUCCAUUGCUGGUGAAAGCCUUGUCCCAGGUAUAUGAGAAGGUUUGUGGAAGGAAGAUUGACCCUUACACAGACAUCUUGGUGACAGUGGGAGGAUAUGGAUCUCUGUUUAGUGCAAUACAGGGGUUAAUUGAAGAGGGAGAUGAAGUGAUAAUAAUAGAGCCAUUUUUUGACUGUUAUGAGCCCAUGGUGAAGAUGGCAGGAGGAAAACCUGUUUUUAUCCCAUUGAGAUAUAAAACUGUUGUUGGGAACUCUGCAUCUAGUGCUGAUUGGGUCUUAGAUCCCACUGAACUUGCAAGUACAUUUAAUUCCAGAACAAAAGCUAUCAUACUGAAUACUCCUCACAACCCUAUAGGCAAGGUAUUUACCAAAGAAGAACUCCAGGUAAUAGCUGAUCUCUGUAUUAAACAUGACACCCUGUGCUUCAGUGAUGAGGUAUAUGAAUGGCUGGUGUACAAAGGAAAUAAACACAUUAAAAUAGCUACACUGCCAGGCAUGUGGGAGAGAACAAUAACUAUAGGAAGUGCUGGAAAGACAUACAGUGUCACUGGCUGGAAGCUUGGAUGGUCCAUUGGUCCACAGCAUUUGAUAAAACAUUUGCAAGUUGUUCAGCAGAAUACGCUGUAUACAUGCCCAUCUCCGUUACAGGAGGCGUUGGCACAAGCACUUUGGAUUGACUUUAAACGCAUGGAUGACCCAGACUGCUACUUUUACUCGCUGUCUCGAGAGUUGGAAGGCAAGCGUAAUCGGAUGGCUCAGCUACUCCAAGAAGUUGGAUUGAAACCUGUCAUUCCAGAUGGAGGAUACUUCAUGAUUGUUGAUGUUUCUGCACUCAAUGUGGAUCUGUCUGAUAUGGAGGUGAAUCAACAUUAUGAUUAUAAAUUUGUGAAAUGGAUGAUAAAAUCUAAGAAACUGUCAGCAAUUCCUCUUACAGCAUUCUGUGGCCCAGAGAGCAAAAAGCAGUUUGAGAAAUAUAUACGUUUUUGCUUCAUCAAACAAGACAGCACACUGGAUGCAGCUGAGGUGAUCCUGAAGAACUGGAAUAAACCUACAUCUUGAUUUUUAUAUUUGUAUUAGUUAUUCCAUCUGGUAUAAUUAUUUUAUACAUAGGUAUUUCAUUAUACCAUUAAAAGCUAAUGUACUCUAAAUACAGUACAUGAUUCAUAUGGAAUUGCAAAUAACUCUCUGGGAGGCUACCUGCUGAGUAGCUAAAAUAACAAUUUAUCCAUUGCAAAUAAUGUGAUCCAAGGAAUUAUUUUCAGUCUUUCCAAAGUAUUGGCUAUUUCACAAAAUAAUCACGGGAAUCCACAUUUUGGGGGUGGGAGAUUUACUAGGGCACUGAAAAAAUAAAUACAUCAUAUAACUGUGUUAGGGCUUAGGAGGAAGAAGUCAGAAUUAGAAGAAUAAGAGCUGUUCUGAUGUAAUGGUAUAGAAGCCAGUUGGAAAUAGCAGGAUUUGAAGAUGGAAUGUUGUGUUUCACAUAUCAUCCUAGCUUGAUGUGAAGGGAAAUUGAGAAAUGCUUUGAAAUGGUGCAUGUUAGCUAGCUCCAGGGACUUAGUACCUAACAGCUUAUGAACAUACAAAACAAAAUUGAUUUAGUUAAACCAAUGCAAUUUUUGGUGAGUAGACAGUUCUAAAUGUGUUUCAUUACUGUUUUAAUUUCCCACAAUUACUUUCAAAUUAAGUACUUUCAAAAAUAGUAAUCUUCAAAGUUCUAAAAUAGCAUGUGGUGUAAGAGUUUAAAAGUUUAGUUUGAUUUAUAUAUGCACACAUAAAAAUAAGAGACCUUGCUCUAGAUGCUCCUUGACAAUCCUUAAAUAUACAACACUGGAAUAGAUCACUCCUGUAAUUCCUUUUCAACUCUUAAUCAGCCUAUCCUCAACCACCACCAGUAACUCCACAGCAAAACACAUAUUUAGAAACCUUAACUAAGAUCUCUGGAAAACAGGAAUGGGCCUUGCAUUGUGCUAUGAAGGUUAAUAAACUUAGGUUAUUUCAAGCUAAGGGGAUGAGGGGAGUGAGUCCUAAAGAAGAGGCUGUUAUGGAAAGUGCUCUACCAGCUGCCUCAUCUUUGAAUAUCCUUGUGGCUCUGUGUGGUUUUACCAACCUCAAACUGGUUCCCAAUUGAAUAGAAGUAAUCCAGAGCAGACUGCUUCUAGAGGAUGAUUCCUGUGCUCUUUUUUCCCAUGACUUUCAUCAUUGUGGUCUUGCACUGCAGAGUUGGAACAAACUCAGAAAACAAUUCUAGAAAUAUUCCCUUCCAUGUUCUGGAAUCUGGAGUCAGUGCUGGUUUUCUGAAGUCUUGAGAACAAUUUAGGAUAUGUCUACUCUGCAAUCAGAGGUAUGAUUGCAGCAUGAGGCAUAUCCAUGCUAGCUUUAAUCUGGCUAGCACAGUUAAAAAUAGAAGUGUAGAAACAGCACUGACUUCAGCACAGGUUAGCAACAGGAGUACAGGGUUCCUGGCAGAUUUUUAUAGCCUGUGCUGAAGCCUGUGUCACCACACCUUCACUGCUAUUUUUAUGUCAGUCCAUGAUGCAAUUACACCUCCGACUGCCAUGUAAGCAUAUCCUAAAUCCAACCAAUCUGUGGUCAUGGGUUUAGUCCAACAGUGCCUUUAUCCACAAGUAAACUGUACAGCCGUGGAGUGGGCUGGUAGCAACA